Molecule: messenger RNA, 363 nt
Organism: Amoebophrya sp. A25
Lineage: Eukaryota; Dinophyceae; Syndiniales; Amoebophryaceae
Source: the annotation of a GenBank genome assembly
AUGCAAUGUCGCUGGUCCCAGUCGUUUCGUUUUCUACUCAAUAAAAGUAAACGUUUUUUUUUCAUUCCGUCAUUCUUGUUGGUCAACUUAGAAGUAGCUGACAUUGAUUCUGGGAGCUGCCAGGUGGGCCCUACUCCUUGUCAUACUAAGCUCCAAAGAUCUUCUUCUCCUCGUCCGAGCCAAAGAACUCCUGAUUAUUCCUUCGAGACUAGAAGAAAUAUAUAUAAGCUGGACGUAGGGGCGCGGCAGUCGCAGCUGCGGGGAGGUCGGUGCAGGCAAGUACACCGGACAACACUGGGAUCACCCUUCCGGCGUUCUUGGACUACAAAAAAAAAAAAAAGGUGCCCUGUGGAGGCACCCUGA